AUGCAGAGGAAUGCGGAGAAGGAGACAUAUAAAGAGAGCAGGGGAAGGAUGAAGAAACGUCGAGACAUUAGCAGAAGUGGAAGAGGGCGUUGUCUUCUGUUUCACGAACCAGACUCUUCUGGAGAACACAAGACCCUUCCAAGCUCUCUCCCUGAUGAUGACACGUGA
Molecule: messenger RNA, 168 nt
Organism: Sphenostylis stenocarpa
Lineage: Eukaryota; Viridiplantae; Streptophyta; Magnoliopsida; Fabales; Fabaceae
Source: the annotation of a GenBank genome assembly